Oncorhynchus kisutch (coho salmon) is the source of this 10705-nucleotide messenger RNA. RefSeq names its product pro-neuregulin-2, membrane-bound isoform-like. NCBI's taxonomy places the organism in Eukaryota, Metazoa, Chordata, Actinopteri, Salmoniformes, Salmonidae. The record is from RefSeq and is a predicted model, not a curated record. The transcript is spliced from 11 exons. Gene Ontology annotation, molecular function: signaling receptor binding. Bases 1104 to 3242 code for a protein of 712 amino acids. Gene Ontology annotation, biological process: animal organ development; nervous system development; intracellular signal transduction.
GCUUUGAUGCAGCGCCUCAGCAUCUGUUUUCUUUUCAGAGGCAGAACGACGAAUGUGGCCCGAAGACAAGGGCAUGACUUCAUAAUGGAAUGGGACGCAAAACUCAUUCAAAACAGUAUGUUAAAGAAUCUGAGGCUUUGAAUCGCGCUAUCACUGCGUUAGUCAUCGCAGACGAAACCCCUUUCUAUCUGCUGAACUGACUGCAGCUGCUUUUUCAAGCGAUCUUUUAUAUAUAUUUUUUCUCUCUGAGGGAUAGGCCUAUGCCCACUGUAAUACGCAAUUUGAAAACGGGACGCGUGAUGCAUUUUUCUGUUUUAUUUCAUUAUUACAUUUGAACGUGAAACCGUUUGGCGAUGGGGAAGAGCAUGAAGUGAUUGUCAUUUUGUCGGCGUUUGGGGGAGUGUGGUGACCGAGCUUUGGUGUCGGGGUAGGCUAUAUCAUAGCGCUCCAAUCUUAAAUAUCCUUUUUGUGGUGGAGCCCUUCGCAAUCGACAUAUUUCUCUCCGUCUCUGGUAAGUGGGGGAGGCGGAGAGAGACAGGGCAGUGGGAAAAGGCGGUUUAUUACCCGUGGAACAAAACACUGUUUCGUUAGGGGCAUGAAUCGUAUGCAUUUUUUUUUGCAAGUGGACUAUAAAACGAAUUGUUCACUGCAGCAUUUGGCGUAUUUUCUCUGCGGCGAAUGAUAAAGAAAACCAUCAGUGCUGAGCACGGCGCCCACCCGACCACUGCAAUUUUUGGGCAAAGAUAGACUGGCGUCGUCUUGCGGAUAGGCUACUAUGGCAGCAUAGGAGCAUCUUCUGAAUGGGAGAAUCCAUGAAUCCCUUGCAUUUUAGAAUGUGUUUUUAGCAGAAUGCAGUGAUGGGAUUUUAAACCCAGCCUCAUUACGCGGUUUCCGGUUCCUAGCUGGUAUUUCCACAUUGCAAAAUUAUUGGAAAAAACAGCGGAUCCCGAUGGCAUGGACACUUACGCAAGGUCUGCCGCGCCGCCGUGCUACUGGAGCCUAUUUGCUGUCUCUUCCUUCCACCCAGCUCCACCGCCAUCGCCCCGCAGCCCAGAGAGCCCUGCCGCAACGCGAUCAGCCACCACCGAGCCAAAGCAGGCGGCAUGAGGCUUGAUUCAGUACAUUUAUCCAUGCUGGUCAUCGGGGUCUCCUUCGCCUGCUACUCCCCGAGUUUGAAUUCCCUGCAGGACCAGGCUUACAAAUCCGCUGUGGUGAUCGAGGGCAAGGUGCAGUCCGCGCCUCUGAACGUCUCAGCGGAGCCGUACGGUGUGAGUGUCAAAGUGCUGGACGUGUGGCCGCGGAACAGCGGGGGUCUAGGACGGGAGCAGCUCGUCACCGUGGGGGAAUUCGGAUCGGAGGCUCCGUGCACCACAGUGAUAAAGAAUCACAAGUACAUUUUUUUCAUGGACCCAACCGAGGAUCCCUUGGUUUUCAAGGCAUCGUAUGCUCCCCUAGAUACUAGUGGGAAGAACCUAAAAAAAGAUGUUGGGAAGAUAUUGUGUGAAAACUGCGCUAUUGCCCCAAAGUUAAAGCGAAUGAGGAACCCACUGAUGGUAGACGAGGGAAGCAGGCUCACGGUCAAAUGUGAGGCUACAGGGAACCCCAGCCCUACCUACAAAUGGUUCAAAGAUGGCAGUGAGCUCAAGAAAAGCAGAGAGGUCAAAAUAAAGUCCAGCCAGAAGAACUCCAGGGUCCAGAUCAGCAGAGCCAAGCUGGAGGAUUCUGGGAAUUACACGUGUGUGGCAGAGAACCUUCUGGGGAACUCCAACUCCACCAGCACUGUUCAUGUCCAAAGCAUAACCACCACACUAUCGCCAGGCUCGGGCCACGCCAGAAGAUGCAACGACACCGAGAAGGAUUACUGCGUGAACGGCGGCGACUGUUACUUUAUACAUGGUAUCAAUCAGCUCUCCUGCAAGUGUCCGAAUGACUUUACUGGCGACCGCUGUCAAAACUACGUUAUGGCCAGUUUCUACCAGCAUCUUGGGAUUGAAUUUAUGGAGGCGGAGGAGCUCUAUCAGAAAAGAGUCCUGACAAUCACGGGUAUCUGCGUGGCUCUGUUGGUGGUGGGAAUCGUGUGUGUAGUGGCCUACUGCAAAACCAAGAAACAAAGGAAGAAGAUGCACAAUCACCUGCGGCAGAACAUGUGUGCAGAUCACCCCAACCGGAACCUAGCGAAUGGACCCAAUCACCCAGGACCUGGCCCUGAGGAGAUACCCAUGGUAGAUUACAUCUCAAAGAAUGUUCCUGCAACGGAGCGUGUCAUACGGCACGGAACAGUGGCUUCUUUCCCCGGCAGCCACGCGUCUUCCAGAUCUCACAACUCCUAUACCCAUGCACGCUCAUCCACUCACAGACACGAGGAGCGGACGUGGAGCCUGGAGCGGACUGACAGUGUCCUCUCGGACUCGCCGGGCAUGAUGUCGUCCUCCGUGGGGACCAGUAAAUGCAACAGUCCUGCGUGCAUGGAGGCCCGGGCCAGGCGUGCCGCACACUGUGGCUUUACUGUGCCCCACCGGCCGGGAUUGCAGUACGGAGACUCGUUCGACUCGCUGGGGGACUCUCCACACAGCGACAGGUAUGUGUCGGCCCUGACGACACCGGCCCGCCUCUCUCCAGUGGACUUCCAUUACUCACUGCCCCCGCAGGUGCCUAUCUUCCAGAUCACCUCCCCCAACACCAGCCAGGCCAUGUCCCUGCCGCCAGCCGCCCACACCCGCUACCCUCUGGAAGAUGACCAGCCUCUGCUGCGGCGCUACCAGGUGCCCCUGCACGACGUCCAGCGCCAGGAGCCCUACCGGCAGCAGCGCCGCACCUACCUGAACGACAGCACGGGCAGCCUGCCCUCCAGCCCCUACCGGCUGGCUGAGGAAGAAGACUACGAGACCACGCAGGAGUACCUGUCCUCCCGAGAGCAACCAAAGAGAAGUGGGCCUGGUGGUGGAGGGGGUCGGCGCUUGCGGAGGUCCAGGCUGAACGGCCACGUAGCGCCGCGAGGAUACGAGGCAUCACGGGACUAUGGCUCUCGCAGCUGCCUGACGGACAGCGAGUCGGAGGAGGAAGAGGGCGAGAGCACGCCCUUCCUCAGUAUGCAGAAUAUGAACGCGGAGCCCUCCACCAUCUACAGGCCAGCCGACAGUCGGACUUCUCAGUCGCACUCUACGGGGCGGCACGGUGCACGCGGGAACGUACAGACCAGACAGACGCACUCGCGGUCCAAACCGGACAAUGCACCCCACUAAAGAACGAAGUCGACCUACCAACAAAAAAUCUAUAUACUAUAAACCUGCACCUAUAAGAAAUAUUUUUAUUUUAUAUAACUGACAGAUAUUCUAAACAAAUGAAAUAUUUAUUUUCAUUUUAGCAAAAGUUGUCUACUAGUUAACAGCAAAGACUUUUUUUAUAGGGAAAACUCUAUUUAUAUGUACAUUUUGAUUUACAGCAUAAAAACACGUGCCAAUUUUUUCACUACUUAAAAAAUAGAGUAAUAUUGUGGUGCCUUUUGCUGUGUGCCGAUGCCAGAGGACCAGUGGAGAUUUUUGCUGUGUGCCGAUGCCAGAGGGCCAGUGGAGAUUUUUGCUGUGUGCCGAUGCCAGAGGGCCAGUGGAGAUUUUUGCUGUGUGCCGAUGACAGAGGGCCAGUGGAGGUUUUUGCUGUAUGCUGGAUGCCAGAGGGCCAGUGGAGAAUUGUUGCUGUGUGCCGAUGCCAGAGGGCCAGUGGAGAAUUGUUGCUGUAUGCCGAUGCCAGAGGGCCAGUGGAGGUUUUUGUAGCCUUUUCUUAUAUGGACAUCAUUUUUUUUAUACACGUUUCCUCUUUUGGCUUUUUUUUUUCUUUCUGGGAGUCUAGCCCCAUUUGAACAUUACUCCUCCCCUUCCACAUCAUGCAAUAUAAACCACUUAAUCAUAAGGUGUAUGUUUACAUUAAUAUCAUUUGCCUAUAGGGUUUAUCAUUUUUGGCAUCCAAUAGAAAAUCUGAUAAAUGCAACACAGGUCCUUUUUGCUCUCUGAGUGAAGGAGUGUGUGUGGGCAUGUGUGUGUGUGUGUGUUGUACCAACUCAUUGCUCUAUUGGGCACCAAAGCAAGCGGAAUCAGUAGAGGAAAGCUGCUGAUGCACAGUGAGGCCCAACCUGGGUUCCAGGGUUGUGCUGCUGUUGGGUAGAGAGUUCUGUUGGGUAGAGAGUUCUGCAUGUUGUUGCUUGAUGUGUGUUUACAGCUGCCUCACCUAACCUCAACCACCCCACCCCGGCCAUCCUUGUCCCAACAAGGUAAGGCUUGUCUAAUGUCCCCCUCCUUGACCCAACAGGGUAAGGCUUGUCUAAUGUCCCCCUCCUUGACCCAACAGGGUAAGGCUUGUCUAAUGUCCCCCUCCUUGUCCCAACAGGGUAAGGCUUGUCUAAUGGCCCCCUCCUUGUCCCAACAGGGUAAGGCUUGUCUAACGGCCCCUCCUUGUCCCAACAGGGUAAGGCUUGUCUAAUGUCCCCCUCCUUGUCCCAACAGGGUAAGGCUUGUCUAAUGUCCCCCUCCUUGUCCCAACAGGGUAAGGCUUGUCUAAUGUCCCCCUCCUUGUCCCAACAGGGUAAGGCUUGUCUAAUGUCCCCCUCCUUGUCCCAACAGGGUAAGGCUUGUCUAAUGUCCCCCUCCUUGACCCAACAGGGUAAGGCUUGUCUAAUGUCCCCCUCCUUGUCCCAACAGGGUAAGCCUCCAACGUCCUGGCUUAUCUGUGAUUCUGAAGAAGAAAUGCCACUUGUCAGUGUACAGUAGCAGUUAGUCUGCCAUCAGUGAUAGUGGCUCAAUACAAAGAGACUUUCUCCCAUGACCCCCAUGCCGCCUCUUCCUCACCUGUCCGUUUUGUCCCCGUGGUCAGAGUAAAGGGCCGCACAGCGUCUCAGGACUUCCACCCCCCCCCCCUCCCCCCUCCACCAUCAGACCUACCUAGGACUUAAGGUCCCCCCCAAGGACAUUAAGGUCACACCCAACUUGCUAUUCCUCUGAGCACUCCCAUCUAGAGAAAAGUAAAGCAGUGUUGAACAGAACAGAACACACUACACCAAUACAAGAUAAAAAGCUGUGAAACUUUGGAGGGUCAUAAAAUGCCAAAAUAUGCAAACUUUCCAUUUUGCUCUGUCUGACAUCAUUUUCUAAGAGGCGAUUGUAGUGUGUUGUGUGAAACCUAUGUAAUGCCUGCAGUGUAGAAGAAGAAGAAGCACCAUGAUAGGAAUACAUAUUUACAUCAUUAUUAUAAUUUUAAUGCAGUUAUGCAGCCAUUGCUCAAAUUGUCAAAACAUUUUUUUUGGGGGGGGGGGGUUCAUGAAUUCUUAUCUCACUAUGUCGAGACCAAGCAGACAACACACAAGUCUACAGGAAUGACUAACCACUUUAAAGGGUCUCAUACACUAACGUCGAGCGCUGCUCAGUCUUGUGGAUAAGGAUAGGUAUUUGUUGCCUGUUAUGAAGUAUGUCACUAAAAGUUAACAAACUGUUUGUUCAAACUUCUCUGUCCUCCACUCCAAAAGAAAUAUUGCAGGAGCUUGUUUUGGCAAUCCAUUUGAAUUGUAGUGACAGAAAACUGUUGAUAAUCUUGCAGAACUGGUCAUAUACAUUUUGAAACGUAACCAAAAAAACUCUAAUGACUGUACCAGGACAAAUCAUCUGCUUAAUCUAGAUGACAACCAAACUGACAAGUAGGUUUUGAAACAGAACGUGUAUCUGUUGUAUGAUGAAAGGCAGAGUGACACAGACACAUAGACACUGGUUUUCACUGUCUCAUCUCCCCUAUGGAUUCUCUCUCCUUCCGGGUCCUUCACAGUCUGGGUCUAAUUUUGUAUGUUUGAAAAAAAAAUGCAAAAGUAGACCGUGCUUCUUUAGUUAGUUUAAAUGUGAUACCCCCACCCCCAUCUUGCCCCUCUCCUCACCUGACAGAAGUGCUGCCAGAUUCAUCCUGUGUUUCCUUUUUUCUUCCCUCCUCGCUUGAAAUGUUUGAACACCUCUCCUCUGCAUGUGCUUGUGGUCAAGGUUAGAUGGCGUGCAUGGUGAAGAAGCAGCAGACAUUUUUUUAGUUUUUGGUCAGUGAAAGUGUAUUUCAUUUCACAUUCAGCAAUAAAAAAAAGCCCCCCCCCCCCCCCCCCCCCAUGUCCAUUCUUGGAAUAUGCUAGAAAAAAUGUGAGAUUGUCAUAGAUUGUUAAAUAAAAUGAAAAAAUUAUCCACCUGUUCAUAUGAUAAAAUAAAUCUUGAUUCAUAUCAUUUUAACAUAAGCGGUCAUCCUCUGUGCAGGGCUUUGGUGUGUUUUGAGAUAUCCUUAGCCAUUGGGUUGAGGUAUGACUGGUUUUGGGGAACUUCCUGCUUGUGACAUACUGUUUGUUUCCAGUAUCUGAAGUGUGUGUGCUGUGAUACAUCUCUUGGACAGUAACCCUGUCCAAGUGUGCCAUUUCUCCAAUAUCUUGAGAUAUGGGACCACAGAAACCAGGGGAAACAUUGUUCGUUCUCUGUUACGCACAAGGUAAGAGUUAGGAAAAAUGCUCCCUUGUACACACAAACUAAUGAAUAGUGUACUAGACUGUGUGUCUGCUAAGGACACCGUGUAUAGUUUAGGUAGACUGCUGGUACUGUACAAGAAACAGGCAUACACGAGUUUGAGUGUCAAAAUGUACACACUGGAAACAGGACACUUUUGACACUGUAGUACUCCAGCUGCUCACACUGUGGUUCAAUGUCAAAACAAUUCUUUCUGACUUCUCGCAAGACAUUUCCAAGACCUUCAUCUGGCUUUCAUCAUCGCGAACACAUUUAUUUCCCUUCGAUGACCCUGAUCAACUAGCAGUUAUGUGGCGCUAGUUCUCACCGGUAAAUCCUGACAUGCUAAAAUUUGGAACACGUGUGUCAUGUUAUUUCACUUCUGUCAAACCAAUUUUAAAACAAGUCAGUGAGUGAUUUGGGGAUUUCACCUCGAUACUGUGAGAGGACUCCUUGGAAUAUACCGCAGUAGUAUUUGAUCCUAUUCCAAGUACUGCUAUUAUUGCCGACUGUUUCCCACUCAUUUAAAGAUCAACACGCAUUGCAACAUGUUGAACUCGCUCACACACAAAUCUUGCAUUCAUGGUACCUUUUUCAAAGCGACGCUUGUAAAUCAGUGUCCCAGACUGCCAGCCUUUGCAGGGAGAGCGCAUGCUUGAGAAACAGCAUUUUGUUUUCUCACAAACUCUUAAACAUAUCUGUCAUGUCCACUUUACAACAGCCUUAUGAAGGCUAAUGGCGGGUUCAAUCAAAGAGUAACCAAUUUUCACCACUUUUCUUUAUAUUUUGCGAGAAAUGUACCUGCUGACCCUUCGCAUCCUUGGAAAUCAAUCUGAAUUGUGGCUAUCAAAUGCUAGAGAAGUGAUUGCUUCCUAGGGAAUAUUGUGCGAUAUUUCUCCAUGCUUCAUUCAACUGUUCAGAUCAAUUUGGCAUCUCUGUGCUUCUCUGUUCCAGUACAUCUGCUUUGCACGUCUUUGCAAGGUCUGUGAAAACAGCAUUACUGUAAAUAUUCAAGGCCAGCGGUAGACUCUUUGUCCAUUCGCAUCAAUUGUCACGUCGGGGAGAACUCAGCCUCUUUUUAUCUGAAGAAUAUGGGACUGAACGAACGUCUGUCUCGUCAGUCACGGAUUAGAACACCAUCUAUCUUGUAUUUCCAGUAUGCCUUGCCUUACAGACAUGACUCACUCGCAGCGCUUAUGGGGAAAAGAAGCCCUCUCUUGGUAGGGAUUAUUAUUUGUUAGUCCAUUGGCAGGUGAAGGGUGGAUCUCUGGGAAAAUAAAUCGCACCGCUGCAUUACCUCAUCCUGUUCCCAUCAACUUGGGUCAAGAAGCCUCUUUCACUAAUUUGAUAGAAGACAUGAUUAUCCAUGUUCAUUAUUAUUUAUUUUUGUUAUCCGAUAAAAUGGACCAGACAGUGCAUGUCCAUUGACGCACAUGUUUGCUUAUAAAACACACACACAGUAAUAAACCGUGACUGCUUCCUAUCAUUAUUUGAUGCUUGUAAACCUCUGAUGGUAUUUCCUUGGCUAAUAGUUUGGUGUGGAACCCUUCCAAGUGCAUGCUUUGUCAAAGCAGGCCUUGUGAGGGAGGGCCUUCCUUCCCCAGCACUGUUAGAGCCGGGUGUGGCCGUGGAACCUAACCCUCCACUGAUUGCUCUGUAAUUGCAGGUCAGCUCCGCAUGGAUUCACCUUGUAACAACUGAAUGAGUAUAACAUGUAAGGAUAACAUAGUCAUUCAGUCGGUCUCCCCUCUGUCUCGCAAUGGAGUUGUGCAUAGUCUGACCUGUUACAGGUCCCAGUCUAGAGUCUGGUUUUACAUUUCCUCCUGAAAUGUGUAUUCAGGUCAUGUAUUCCAGCAAAAACAAAACCAAGGUCAAGAAUAAAUCCUAUUUUCCUUCCUAGUGUGGAUCAGGCAAGAUAUCUCAUACACUAAAAAUACUUAUCGUCUGCAAUGAAGGCCGCUGUUCCUUGCAUUGAAGACGACUAGAUGGUAAUAGGUGUUUCCAAACAUUGCUAAAUGUUUUUGUUUUAAUUGGGAUUGCAUUUGAAUGCAAUCAUUAACCGGUGAACUUUUUGGUGUUUUCAUUUAGGAUCCCCCAAUAGCUGUUGUCAAAGCAGCAGCUACUCUUCCUGGGGGGGGGGGGGGGGGGGGGUCCACACAAAAUGUGACAACGGCUCAAGGACAGAACGACAUUAAAAAAAAUGUUUUAAAGGCCUACGUAGCCUACAGUACAUAUCAAUGCAUAGACACAAACGACCUGGGGAGAGGCGUUGUGUCGUGAGGUGUUGCUUUAUCCGUUUCCUUUUUGAAAGCAGGUUUGCUGUUCCCUUGAGCAAUACGAGAUGGAAGUUCCGUGCGAUCGUGGGGGUAAAUCAAGCACAACGGCCAGAACACUUCAGCACUUCAGAGAUCAGAAGAGUCUUUCAUGUCCGGUACCGUAAGCGAUCAACCAAAGCAAAAAUAAAAAGACCUAUGACACGCUAAACCCGGGAAAGUGUAUAUAAACCAGUAUUGCAGUGUUUUACCAAGAUAUAACACCGAUCACAGUACAUGCAGUGUGCUGGUUACUACAAAAGCCAAUAAGGUCAUCGACAAUUCAGUCACAUGACUUGCUUCUGUACUUGUACAUUGCCGCAUCCCAACAGGGUAUGGAUAACAUUUUUGGAGAAAAAAUAAUAAUAAUCUUGAGAAGGUAUGACACUUUGACCUUCCACACAACUCCCAACGAAACACACAGAUGUUAAACACCCCUGGAAGCGGACUUGAAUUCAGUCACACGCGAGAAAGGGAAAGCACAUUUCAAGGGUUAACGUACAUCAACCCUUUCCAACCCUUUCAGGUGCAUUGGAGGAAGAAACAAUAAAGUUCAAGUCAAAAGAACCCCCACUACACUGUGCUUGCAAAGUAGCACCAUUUAUUGAUUGUAAUACCGUUUCUGCCUUUUGGCCUUUGCCAGAAAAUCUGGGUUCUGAUCUGGGUUGACAAUUCAUUGUCUUGUCAGUCCUUACACCUAUAGCUCCAUCUUUGAAAUUGAUCGUGGUUACAUUUUCAAAUGUACAUUUUUACAAAUCUCUCCGAGGUUGUUAGGUGUUGAGUUAAGGUUGCUUACUGCAUCAAUGCUACUGCUUACCCUCAUGCUUCGCUCUAUUUCUCUCUUUCAAUCUCUUUCGGUCUCAAUUUCUCUUUUUUUGCUCUCUUUGUGUCUCCUUGCCCACGCUCUCUGAGGGUCAACCUUUAAGUGUAGGAUUGGCCUUAGUGAGAGGUGUGUAUAAGUACACCUUAAAAACAAAGGUGUGUCAGAGAACUUCUACCAAGACUGCUACUGAGUGCGCCCAAGCCGUUUCCAGUAGACCAACAUUAUGGCCACACAGUGCAAGUCUACAGUACCUUCUAUUUACCAUCAGCUUGUGUCUGGCUGCUGGGAGCUUGGCCCAUAUACCUCCUCUAUGCAGUAAGUCAGAGAAUGUUUAUUCUUUGUAAAUUUAACUAGAUGGUAAAAUAAUUCAUUCAUUCAAUGUCACCAGAUUAAAGAAUAAAUAAAGAGGGGGGGGGGGGGGUGCGAGGUUGCAUUUCUAUUUGAGAAAUAGUUUUCUAGCUUUUGGUGUAACUAUAUACUUGAAAUUCAUAUGUUUUUUUGUUUUUUUUACAGUCUCACCACCAUUGAUGGACGGCAUUGGAAAUAAGGUUCGAGGGGGUGUGGUAUAUGGCCAAUAUACCACGGCUUGGGGCUGUUCUUAAUCACAACGCAAUGCGGACUGCCUGGAUACAGCCCGUAGUAGUGGUAUAUUGGCCAUAUACCACAAACCCCCAAGGUGCAUUAUUGCUAUUAUAAACUGGUUACCAAUGUAAUUAGAGCAGUAAAAAAACAUUUUUUUUGUCAUACCUGUGGUAUACGCUCUGAUAUACCACGGCUUUCAGCCAAUCAGCAUUCAGGGCUCGAACCACCCAGUUAAUAAUAAACUAUAAACUAUCCAUAGGUCUAUUACUGUAUGUAUGUUUGAAUCUGAUACCUACAAAAAUAAAUCAUCUUUAAUUAAAACAUGGGAUGUUUUUGUGAAAAUUUCAAAUAUAUAAUCUCCACGAUGGUAUUCAAGCCAAAUACGGCUAUUCACCCACAAUCAGAACACCAUCCACUGCUGGCUGGACAACCAUAAAGAUCAGCAUACUACACAACACAAAGCAUGCCCACUGUAUGGA